CGGGAGGACCAGCCACUCGGAGGACCACCUGGAGACUGGUUGCAGAGGCAAUGGCAGGCAGCAGGUCCUGGGCUGAGGGAGUCCUGCAGCUCCUGAGCAGGAUGAACUCCUUUCAUAUGCAGGGCUCCUCGAAGGCUCUCUGUAAACCGUUCUGUGUUGCGGGUCAUGAGGUGGGUGUGGUGCAACCCAGGCUAUUCCCACUCCUGAGCAGGUACCCUGAGGUUUUCCGGGUGACUGAUGAUGCCCAGGGACGAGUGGAGCUCUGCAGCCACCUAAACACCUACCAGCAGCGCUCGGGUGCGCUUGAAGGGAUCCUCGAGGAUUGGAGGGAGGAGAAGCUGUUCGACUGCCUGGGGAAGUGGAGGAACGAGAAAUAUGAAGUGAUGUCGAGGUUCUCAGACCCUCCUCUGCUGAAGGUGGAGAGAUCAGCGAUCGGUUUGUUUGGGGUGAAAAGCUACGGGGUCCACGUCAAUGGGUUUGUGCGUCACGGCCACGGGGAGAUGUCCAUGUGGAUCGGGAGGAGGACGCUCGACAAGGAGACCUUCCCUGGGAGGCUGGAUAAUCUGGUUGCUGGAGGGCUCUCUGCCGGGCUCGGAGUGAAGGAGACACUAAUCAAAGAGUGUGAGGAGGAGGCCUGCAUUCCCGAAUCCAUCGCCAGGACAGCCAAACCCACCGGCACAAUCAGCUACACCUACGAGAACGACUGGGGCGUCUUCCCGGAGUGUCAGUUCGUCUACGACCUGGAGGUCCCUGCAGACUUUGUGCCGAGAGUAGGCGAUGGAGAGGUGCUGGAAUUCUACCUCUGGCCUCUGGAGCAGGUGAGGGAGCUCAUCGCCGGCUCCGAGUUCAAACCAAACUGCGCCAUGAUCGUGCUGGACUUCCUUGUAAGGCAUGGAGCGCUGCACGCGGACAAUGAGCGACGUUACCAUCAGUUUAUCGAAGGGCUGCACAGGGAGCUGUGAGCUGAACGGCUGACGGACAGCGAGACGCAUCUUCCUCGUACCUCACGCCGUCCCCGAGAGGAUCGGUCUCAUUUUGGAUUUGUCAAGUUAAACAAUCAUGAUCGAGAGAGAGAGAGAGAGAGAAAGAGAGAGAGAGAGAGAGAGAUACGGGAUUCAGCAAACUCACCACCCAGCCUCAGCCCAGGACAAUCCCACUCACCAGUGGAAACUCUCCCAGCCGGUCAGCAGCAGCUCCACCCACCUCCCCCCCCC
Carcharodon carcharias (great white shark) is the source of this 1214-nucleotide messenger RNA. It is a transcript of the gene tpk2, whose product is annotated as thiamin pyrophosphokinase 2. The transcript has 8 exons. The coding region runs from base 51 to 962 and encodes 303 amino acids. Lineage: Eukaryota; Metazoa; Chordata; Chondrichthyes; Lamniformes; Lamnidae. The record is from RefSeq and is a predicted model, not a curated record. Gene Ontology annotation, molecular function: 8-oxo-dGDP phosphatase activity.